CUCUCUCUCUCUCUGCAUUCCUUACUUUGUGGGAGCAGUGGCUGGAAUUAGUAGUUGGAGAUUUGGAGUAAGAACUUUGAAGAUUUUAUGGGGGAGCCCAGAUCAAAUCAAAAGCUCAAAAGGGCAGAAAUAAAAUAAAGAAGAGAACUGAAAAAGAAGGGGAAAAGGGUGAAACCAGACACUUUUGUUUUUAUUCUCCUCCUGUUAUCUUUUGUGGGUGCAAUAAUCCCUCUCCUCUUCACUGCAACUGCAACAUGGGAACAAUACCAAAUCCUUCUCUCUGGUUAUGUUUCUUUGAGCUUCUCAUCCCAUCCUUGUCUUGGCAGAGCCAUUAAAUGGCAUAUCAACUUGCUUGGUUAAAGACCCACCACCCAACUUCUUUGAUGCUCAUCUCUCUCUUCAUGCCUUGCUAGUGUUUUCUUGAUACAGUUAGUGAUGGCUGAUCAAGGCAAGAGUGGUGGGGUGAGGGAAUACAGGAAAGGUAAUUGGACAGUCCAUGAGACUAGUGUGCUUAUUGCUGCAAAGAAGAUGGAUGAAGAGAGGAGAAUGAAGAAAAGUGGAGAGGGUCAGGGGAGGAGCAGACCAGCUGAGCUGCGAUGGAAAUGGGUUGAGGAUUAUUGUUGGAGACAUGGGUGUUUGAGGAGCCAAAACCAGUGUAAUGACAAGUGGGAUAAUCUGAUGAGAGAUUACAAGAAAGUGAGAGAAUAUGAGAGAAGGUUAGCUGAGAGAGGAGGUGGAGAAGAAGAGUCUUAUUGGAAGCUUGAGAAGAAUGAGAGGAAAGAAAGGAACUUGCCUUCUAAUAUGCUGCCUGAGAUAUAUGAUGAUGUGGUAGAAGUGGUGGAGAAAAGAGGUGUCCCAAGGGUGAGUGGUGAAUCAGUUCCUAACAUUGGUCUUGUCAUGGACAAGCGUACUUCUAGUGGUCAGCCUUCAUCAAUGCCUCCUCUAUUGCAGUGCUAUCACAGUUCAAAUCCAACUCCACCAUUACCACUACCACCACCACCACCACCUCCUCCUGCUCAACUUUCUCAGCCAUUGCCCUCAUUAGAUUCUGAUACAAGUGAGCAUUCAAACUCAUCAGCAAAGAGAAGGAGAAGGGGAGAAGGAACCAGCAGCUCAGGUAACACCUCAUAUGAAGUGGGUUCUGCAAUCUCUAAGAGUGCUUCUAUUAUAGCAGAAGCUCUCCAAGCUUGUGAAGAAAAGGAGGAGAAGAGGCACAGGGAUCUUCUCAGUUUGCAAGAGAGAAGACUCAAGGUGGAAGAGUCAAAGACUGAGAUCAAUAGGGAAGGAACUAAUGGUCUUGUUGAUGCCAUUAACAAGCUUGCCAGUUCUAUACUUGCCUUAGUUUCAGACAAGAAUUCAUCUGCUCUAAAAUGACCAAAUUGAAUAAAAAGAACACGUGAUUAACAUUGAACACUCAAGACCCAUUUGCUUGCUUGUAUAUAAAUGAGAACACAUUUGUGUUUUUUCCA
Messenger RNA from Macadamia integrifolia, 1469 nucleotides. Its product is annotated as trihelix transcription factor ASR3-like. Lineage: Eukaryota; Viridiplantae; Streptophyta; Magnoliopsida; Proteales; Proteaceae. The record is from RefSeq and is a predicted model, not a curated record. Bases 436 to 1374 code for a protein of 312 amino acids. The transcript has 2 exons.